UAUAUAAAAGGCAAUUGUUUUCAGUAUAAAAGUAAAACAGUUUUAAUCUUAGUAACGUUUUAGCUAACUGAAUAAAAACGAUGCUUGUCAAAUACAGCACUUUCAUUUUAUUGGCUUCAAGUCUGAUAUCUUUGUCAGAAGGUCAAAAUCCAGGAGGGAGUUAUUGUUCUGCUGGACCAUCAUGUAAUAGUGUGAAAGACUGCCACUGCGGAGAUCAAUGUGUUGAUAUGACGGACCUUAAACCGUGUCACAGUACAAAUUGUCAGUGCUUUCAAGGUUGUGUUGUCGGAGAAAUCUUCAUCCUACCUGGUGUUUCUAGGAAAAACACAUAUUGCAAUGAGUGUACUUGUCCACCUAAUGCUGGCAAUGGUGUUCCUUCGUGCACAAGGAGAGCAUGGUGCAAUCUACCUUGCCAUGUGUCAAUAUACCAGGAAAACCCAGCAUGUAAAGGAAAGCAGACGGGACAAGGAUAUUAACAAUGAAACUUUAUUCGCCGGUUCUGUAGCAUGUGUUUUCAAAGGAUUCCUUCGUAUUUGUUUUGAAUGUGGGAACAAAAGAGUUCUAAGUGCAUAUUAAAAGAAUUCUUUCACUUUCACUUAUUCAAAUAUAAAAUAUAAGUAGCAUAUGUACUGUAUUUCAAUAUUAUUACACAUUUCCUAAUCAAACCUGUUAUGUUUUACAAAACCUGUUCGUAAAUUUAACAUUUUGUAACAAGCAAAAAUGUAGUAUCUCAAUUAUAAAAAUAAUGUGUGAAA
Messenger RNA from Mercenaria mercenaria, 755 nucleotides. RefSeq lists its product as uncharacterized. Lineage: Eukaryota; Metazoa; Mollusca; Bivalvia; Venerida; Veneridae. The record is from RefSeq and is a predicted model, not a curated record. Bases 81 to 476 code for a protein of 131 amino acids. The transcript is spliced from 4 exons.